AAAAGUCCAUAGCGGGCGGGCUGAGGGAGGGGCGGAGGAAGGGGACCGCUUGGGGGCACUGGAAAGCCAGGGAUUCUCCGGAGGGAAGGCAGGGAUACUCCCGAGCGAAGGCGAGGAGACUGGGGGAGGGGGCGCGGUGGGAGGAGGAGUAGGAGAAGACAAAAGCCGAAAGCGAGGAGGGCCCGGGCGGCACACACCGGCCGGGAGGAAGCCGUCUGUUCAACGAGCAGCGGGUCCGCCGAGGCCGCAGUGCACGGGGCAUCCCGGUCGGCAGGCAGCAUGGGGAAGGGGGGGAACCAGGGUGAGGGGGCCACCGAGCGUGAGGUGCCAAUGCCCACCUUCAGUUGGGAGGAGAUUCAAAAGCACAACCUUCGCACCGACAAGUGGCUCGUCAUCGACCGCAAGGUCUACAACAUCACCAAGUGGUCCAACCGGCACCCAGGGGGCCACCGGGUCAUCGGUCACUACGCGGGAGAAGAUGCCACGGACGCCUUCCGUGCCUUUCACCCCAACCUCGAUUUCGUGCGCAAGUUCAUGAAGCCCCUGUUGAUUGGCGAGCUGGCCCCGGAAGAGCCCAGCCAGGACCGUGGCAAGAAUUCUCAGAUCACCGAGGACUUCCGGGCCCUGAAGAAGACCGCCGAGGACAUGAACCUGUUCAAGGCCAACCACCUGUUCUUCCUGCUCCUCCUGGCCCACAUCAUUGUCAUGGAGAGCAUCGCAUGGUUCACCAUCUUCUACUUUGGCAAUGGCUGGAUUCCUACAGUCAUCACGGCCUUUGUCCUCGCUACCUCUCAGGCCCAAGCUGGAUGGCUGCAGCAUGAUUACGGCCACCUUUCUGUCUAUAAGAAGUCCACAUGGAACCACCUUGUCCACAAGUUCAUCAUUGGCCACUUAAAGGGUGCCUCUGCCAACUGGUGGAACCAUCGCCACUUCCAGCAUCAUGCCAAGCCCAACAUCUUCCACAAGGACCCAGACGUGAACAUGCUGCACGUGUUUGUCCUGGGCGAGUGGCAGCCCAUCGAGUAUGGCAAGAAGAAGCUGAAAUACCUGCCCUACAACCACCAGCACGAGUACUUCUUCCUGAUUGGGCCGCCGCUGCUUAUCCCCAUGUACUUCCAGUAUCAGAUCAUCAUGACCAUGAUCGUUCGCAAGGACUGGGUGGUUCCUGGAGAGCCACUGGUUUGUGUGGGUCACGCAAAUGAACCAUAUCGUCAUGGAGAUUGACCGUGAGCCCUACCGUGACUGGUUCCGCACACAGCUGGCGGCCACCUGCAACGUAGAGCAGUCCUUUUUCAAUGACUGGUUCAGCGGGCACCUCAACUUCCAGAUCGAGCACCACCUCUUCCCCACCAUGCCCCGGCACAACUUCCACAAAAUCGCCCCGCUGGUGAAGUCUCUGUGUGCCAAGCAUGGCAUCGAGUACCAGGAGAAGCCGCUGCUGAGGGCCCUGCGGGACAUCAUCAGGUCCCUGAAGAAGUCCGGGGAUCUGUGGCUGGAUGCCUACCUCCACAAAUGAAACUAGCUCUUGGGGCACCGCGGGGAGGGCCGCAGAGGGGUGAGGGCUGAAGGAAGGGUGGGCUUCUGUUCUGAGGGGUGUCAGUGAGGCUGGGCACUGCCAGCUCAUGGAGCACAGGUUUGGUCGUUCUCCCUUCCUCCUCUCCUUUCCCUCUCUCCCUUCUCCCCCAGCUCCCCUGUCCUCCUGGGGGCCUGCCCUGUCAGCCCCACCUUUGCCCCAGAGCCUCCCCAAGGAGAGAGGAGGUAGCCAGGGGAACCAACCCUGUCCCUGAUUCCACCCUCUACCCCUAAAGAUUGGGGGAGACCAGAGGUUCACGGGUCUGGCCUGUGGCUCAUCCUUGCAGCCUCGCCCACAAGGCCUCAUCCUCCCUGUCUGUCCCUCAGACGCUCUUGGGGCUCAUGGGGCAGGGUCCCAGUCAGCCUGGGCUCGCAGCUCUCCAGGCCUGCCUCUGCUCUUCCUGGCAGCCCCGGUGCUCUGCCCUUUUGGAUGCAGGUGUGCUUCCUGCCCUAGGUCUCCCUCCCGUGGCUGGGGUGGUACCUGGGGGCUUCUUUCAGGUGUCCGAGCCCAGACCUCAGGGCCCAGGGAAAAGUCCUCAUCUGCCCGCUGGGGCUCUCUGAACUGGGGCUACUGCAGGUUCCCUGCUGCCAUCUUCCCAGCUCCAGAGC
Messenger RNA from Tupaia belangeri chinensis (Chinese tree shrew), 2181 nucleotides. RefSeq names its product fatty acid desaturase 2 (gene FADS2). The record is from RefSeq and is a predicted model, not a curated record. Gene Ontology annotation, biological process: lipid metabolic process. NCBI's taxonomy places the organism in Eukaryota, Metazoa, Chordata, Mammalia, Scandentia, Tupaiidae. Gene Ontology annotation, cellular component: membrane. Gene Ontology annotation, molecular function: oxidoreductase activity, acting on paired donors, with oxidation of a pair of donors resulting in the reduction of molecular oxygen to two molecules of water.